Messenger RNA from Zophobas morio, 1164 nucleotides. Its product is annotated as cathepsin B-like. Gene Ontology annotation, molecular function: cysteine-type endopeptidase activity. NCBI's taxonomy places the organism in Eukaryota, Metazoa, Arthropoda, Insecta, Coleoptera, Tenebrionidae. Gene Ontology annotation, biological process: regulation of catalytic activity. The transcript has 4 exons. The record is from RefSeq and is a predicted model, not a curated record. Gene Ontology annotation, cellular component: lysosome. Bases 107 to 1114 code for a protein of 335 amino acids.
CACUUAACCUUCAGUUAGAUCUGUGUAGUGUUUGACUGCACUUCAGCAAGCAUCGCAUCUGUAAAAUUAUAUCCAUUUCAACCUAAGGCUUGUACUCUCAGCCACAAUGAAGGGUCUCCUUCUUUCUGUUGCUAUUUUUGCAACAAUUGCUCUAAGCCACGGCGCCGAAAAGCUUCACCCUCUGUCGGAUGAAUUCAUCGAUGCCAUUAACAACAAACAUACAACCUGGAAAGCUAGAAGAAACUUCGACGUGAAUACUCCGAUGUCUUCAAUCAGGCAACUGCUUGGUGUCCUUCCCAGGAAAGAAAAUGCUCCUAAAUUGCCUCUAAAAAUUCACCCAGAAGACGAUAUAGAGAUACCAAUUACAUUUGAUGCAAGAGAAGGUUGGCCAGAUUGUGAAGACAUAAUCGGAACAAUCAGGGAUCAAGCUUCUUGCGGUUCUUGUUGGGCCUUUGGAGCCGUCGAAGCUAUGAGCGACAGAAUCUGUAUUCAUUCCGACGCAAAAACUAAAGUACUAAUCUCAGCUGAAGAUCUGAACGAUUGCUGUACAGAUUGUGGAGAUGGUUGCAAUGGAGGUUGGCCGGAUGAAGCAUGGUUGUACUGGUCACAGAAGGGAAUUGUCACGGGUGGUCUUUAUGGCAGUAAAGAUGGUUGUAAAGCAUACUCUAUUACUCCCUGCGAACACCAUGUUGAUGGUGAUCUUCCGGCUUGCGGUGACAUUCAGUCAACUCCUACAUGCAAAAGCGCUUGCGACGAUGGAAUAGACCUAGUUUACGCAGACGAUAAAACAACUGGAAGUGCAUAUAGCAUCAUGCAAUCGGUAAAACAAAUUCAGAUUGAAAUUAUGACCAAUGGACCUGUUGAGGCAGAUUACGACGUUUAUGAAGAUUUUCCCAGUUACAGUUCUGGCGUAUACCAGCAUACCCAAGGCGACUACGAAGGUGGACAUGCUAUUAAAAUUAUAGGCUGGGGUGUCGAAGAUGGUGUAGACUAUUGGUUGGCUGCGAACUCCUGGAAUGAAGACUGGGGAGAUAGAGGCUAUUUCAAAAUUUUGCGGGGCGAAAAUGAAUGUGGAAUUGAAGCCGAUAUUAUAGGCGGAUUACCAAAUUUGUAGAGUAAUAACAACACUGUUAGUGCUGGUAAUUAAUAAAGUGUUAUUUGCAA